AUAAUGCGCAGGCACAUCUAUUAAACCGUUAUGUAUGUUCGUUAACACUUCAAUGUGUGACUACCCGACAAAACAUAACAAAAUUAUUUGAUGUGUGUCACCAGUUCACAAAAUAUUGUCAACAGUAAAGGCAAGGUUUACUGUGUCUGUAAGGUGAUCUCGUUGGUAGGUAACUAACGCAGCAGUAAGAGACGCGCUUUGGAGCGCACCGCUUGCGCCCGUAGAUGACGCAGAAAUAGUUUUUUUUUAAAUAAUACGACUAUACUUUGUUAUUAUUCACUGUGAUAACAAAAAAAAAUGGUGCCAAAGUACUGAAUAUCCGUAGACAAUCCUGUUUCUACGACUAGUUUUUUUUUUUUCGAGUGAAAGGACCAGUCGCAACAAACUUCUUCACCGUGUUUAUAUUGAGGUGGAAGUAGACUAGGGAAGAAUCGAGUUACGUGAUACGAUUGGUGGCUAUUUAUCAACACUUGUAAAAAUACAAAAUGGAUGAAAUCAAAAGUGCAAGUUGGACAGAAGGUAACGAUCUGUUCAAACCAACGGAAGAACCUAGCAUAUCGAUGAUAGCGGAAGAAGUCCCGACUCUAACUGUGGCCACUAUUCUUGGAGUUACCAUUGUCAUACUCAUCGCUAUAGUUGUAGUUUUCGUUUUAGGCGUUCUUAUUGACUGGCGACAGCAGCGACUACUUAGUAAGAAGAUGGUUGAAGUAAAACGAAUGAAAAAUCAUAAAAGAGUCAAUACAUACCCUGAUGCGGAUGUGGUCAGCAUAGCGAACAACAUGGAGGAAGAAGGCAUAAGUACGCCACCAGCAGAAGCUCUCAAGCACAUACCGUAGUACCAGUAAAAUUAGCAAUUGAUAUCAAUUCACCAAAAGUCUCAAAUGUUUGACUAAGAGUGUAAAGCUCUAGUUUUAUCAUCAUUUAUAAUACGGCUUAAUUUAAAUAUACAUUUAAGCCGAAUUUCUUCUAACUAUUUUUGAUAAAUCAAUAUUAAUGUUUGUAUCAUGAUUUGUAAUAACUAUAUUGGAAUAGAAUUAUUGGGAAAUUCAUGAUCAUCGAUUGAUUAAUUUUGUUUUUUGUUUGAAAAAAUUUAAGUGAGAUUUAGAGGUCUGGAGACCACGGGGCAAAAAAUGGCUCCCUUUUUAAUUUAUUUUCCUAAAAAAACCUUAAUUAAUUGAAUUAGUUUUUCACCAAAUGAAAAUAUUUUUACUUCUUAUACAUCUUUUAUACGGUAUAAAUUUUACUUUUUCUUUUCUUUAAUUCUUAUAUUUAUUUAUAUAAAAAACCUUUUAACAAAUAUAUGGCGUAUCUAUCUACACGUACACACAUUAUGAGUGUUUACUCGUCGGAAGUAAGACUAUUUAAAAAAAUCUAUUGUGAGGGCUCUCUCUCUCUUGUUUGCUCUUGUGUCCUCUGCUUUGGAUCCUCUAAAUCCAGCCCUUUUUAUUACGUACAUUGUUAAUGAAAAAUAUAAUUUGACUUUAUGUAAGAAGUGAAAGGUAUCUUAGUUUUACUUAUUUUAAUAGAUGCAUGGGACCAAUGAAGUUGCACUGUUUUUUAUGUAAUUAUUAUUAAAAAAACUUACAAUUCACCAAAAACGUUUCCUUCCAAAAGUUUACUUUAAGUAUAGUAAUAAGCAAUUAUUUUGAUAAAGUAAAGUAUUUUUCACUAAUAGAAUCUGAAUUUAAAUGUUUUGUGAUAUUAUUUAAUUUGACUAUAAAAUGUAGAUUGAUUUAAUAGAUAACAUUAUUUAAA
Molecule: messenger RNA, 1755 nt
Organism: Vanessa tameamea
Lineage: Eukaryota; Metazoa; Arthropoda; Insecta; Lepidoptera; Nymphalidae
Exons: 4
Coding region: 486-836 (116 amino acids)
Source: RefSeq, a predicted model, not a curated record